Molecule: messenger RNA, 2463 nt
Organism: Ooceraea biroi (clonal raider ant)
Lineage: Eukaryota; Metazoa; Arthropoda; Insecta; Hymenoptera; Formicidae
Product: caseinolytic peptidase B protein homolog
Biological process (GO): cellular response to heat
Cellular component (GO): mitochondrion; cytoplasm
Molecular function (GO): protein binding; ATP binding; ATP hydrolysis activity
Source: RefSeq, a predicted model, not a curated record
CGCGCACUCCGUUUCGUAGUACGCGACAUGGUGCCGACCCGGAGUUGCAUCACUUGUGGUAGUUAUGUCGUUAUAGCAACUGCCCGCGACAGCUGCGAUAUUCGAAAAUUCGAAAUCGAUGCGUGUCCACACUUACGUCAGUUGACAUCCUCGUGGUAUUUCGAUCGACACGCAACGAUAAUAAAAAGGCCCAGUGAAACGACCGAUAAAUCGUAAUGUCACGACUGUGCAGUUUGAGGUUAGCCCUCGCAACAAAAAAUACAAAAGUCCCGGAGACGCUUUUAAGCCGACUGAAGCCUAAACACGGCGAGCGAGCGCAUAAUGCGUGUUGGAUGUGUCGCAGAGGUUAUGUUCAAUACACCUCGCGAUUGGGAGCUUGCAUUUAUCCGUUCAACGAAUUGUUGAACAGAAUUAUUUAUUACAGUCGACCGGCGACACUCUCGGCAACUGCCAGAGAGAGAUAUGAGAGGUACAAAGGCAACAGAGCUAGUGGGAGGCACUUCAAGCGUCUUGGAAUGUUUUUCGGUAGCCUUGGAUUCGUAGUGGCCUUCUGCGCUGAACAAUUUAAAGACAAAGGAUUCUUUCACGCUACUCAGUGCGGUGACAUUGCAGCACUGAAAAGAGCUAUAGCGAAUGGUGUCGACGUGAAUACUAGACAUCCAUUAGGUUGGACAGCACUGCACACUGCCGCUAUAAAUCAAAUGCCCGAGGCGAUAAAAGUUCUGUUGGACAACGGUGUCGAUAUAAACGCGGGAGAUAAUUUUACUAAUGUGUACAGGACUGCUAAAGAGAAGAGCAUGCAUCUUAUGGAUGUUCUCGUAAGGAGGGAAGAGGAGUUUUCUGAUCGAUUGAACAAUCAGGCCAACUUCAAGGGUUGCACAGCAUUGCAUUAUGCAGUGCUGGCCAAUUCGAUGGCAUGCGUGCAGACAUUACUGGACGGAGGAGCAAAUCCGACCUUGGAAAACGAAGCGGGCCAUCGAGCAGUCGAGUACACUAAUAACGGAGAGAUCAGACAGAUGCUCGACCAGUAUGCCAUUAAAUACGACGAGAUAAUGAAGGAGAAGGAAUUGGAGGAACGUCGUAGAUUUCCACUGGAGCAACGUCUGAAAGAGAAUAUCGUAGGACAGGAGGGGCCAAUCUCUAUUGUAGCUUCCACUAUCAGGAGGAAGGAGAACGGUUGGAUAGACGAGGAGCAUCCGUUGGUGUUUCUGUUCCUGGGUUCAUCGGGCAUCGGCAAGACCGAGUUGGCCAAACAGGUGGCUGCUUACGUCCACAGAAAUAAACCGAACGCCUUCAUUCGGCUGGAUAUGUCCGAGUAUCAGCAGAAACACGAGGUGGCGAAGCUGAUCGGGGCGCCGCCAGGAUACGUUGGACACGAUGACGGUGGACAACUGACGAAGCUUUUAAAAAAGAACCCAUCCGCCGUUGUGCUGUUCGACGAAGUGGACAAGGCCCAUCCUGACGUCUUGACCGUUUUACUGCAACUCUUCGAUGAGGGGAGAUUAACCGACGGUAAGGGCAAGACGAUCGAAUGUAAAAACGCCAUUUUCGUGAUGACGUCGAACCUGGCGAGCGACGAGAUCGCGGAGCACGCGCUGCAACUCCGAGCGGAGGCUGAACGGGUCCUGGAGCACAGAUUGAACAACAUCGCCGGCGAGGAUCAGGAGCCAGAACGUAUCGAGAUAUCUCGCAACUUUAAGGAUCAAGUAGUCCGGCCGAUAUUGAAAGCUCAUUUUCAGAGGGACGAGUUUCUGGGGAGGAUAAACGAGAUUAUAUACUUUUUGCCGUUCUCUCGGACGGAACUGAUACAAUUGGUUGCCCGGGAAUUGGACCUCUGGGCGAAGCGUGCGAGGGAGAAGCAUAAGAUUGAUUUGAAGUGGGAUCGAGAGGUCAUGUCGGUAUUGGCGGACGGCUACGACGUCCAUUACGGCGCCCGUUCGAUCAAGUACGAGGUGGAGAGACGCGUCGUCAAUCAGCUAGCGGCGGCGCACGAGUGGGGGCUGCUCGGUAGAGAAUGUUGCGUAUUGUUGAAGGUGAAAUGGCACGAGAACGGUAGCGCGAGCAUCAUUCUCUCCGUUCGGCAGAAAGGCAAAAAGAAUUUCGUCGACAUUGUGGAAAACGUGAUAAAGACUUCAAAAUUGUUGUAGCCAUGGAUGGAGAGAGAGAGAUAGGGAUGAAGAGAAAGGGAGAACGUAGCUCUAAUUUGUUAACUUGAAUGGAACACGUUAUCUUCAUGUGAAAAACAGGAAUAUGUACUUUUGCACGUGCGAAAGUGUGAUAUCACCGAAUGUGACAGUAUGCAAUACAAACAUGUGAAUCGUUACACACAUGAACAGAUAUUCCGAUACUCUUCUCAAAGCAAUUGUAAUACAUGAAAGAUCUCUACAAUAUCUCAUUUAUAACGUGGUAAUUCGCUCGUUGGAAGUAAAUAGAAUGAAGAAAUAUAUGUUUAAUUAAAAACUG